Molecule: messenger RNA, 879 nt
Organism: Arachis duranensis
Lineage: Eukaryota; Viridiplantae; Streptophyta; Magnoliopsida; Fabales; Fabaceae
Exons: 2
Coding region: 1-879 (292 amino acids)
Molecular function (GO): zinc ion binding; nucleic acid binding
Source: RefSeq, a predicted model, not a curated record
AUGAGAGAGAUCGUACUAGUACUCAGGAACCGAAAAUCAACCCGAAUAAUCGGGGUAGACCUUAUGGCAGCGUUGGAAAAUAUGGCUGCUACUAUAAAGGCCACUGCGGAGGCUCUUGGGCAACAGAUAAGCAAUAAUGGCAAUGGCGGAAGUGGAGCUCAGGGCCCGAUAACACUGGCAACUUUAUUAAAGGUUAAUCCACCUAAGUUCAAGGGAACCACUAAUCCGACUGAAGCUGACACCUGGUUUCAGGCCAUGGAGCGAGCACUGCAAGCGCAAACGGUCCAGGAACUUGAAUUACUGCAAUUGAAGCAGGGUACAAUGUCCAUAUCUGAGUAUAAGGAUAAAUUUGAGGAGUUAUUCAGGUUUUCUUGUAUGUGUCAAGGAACCCCUGGAGACUUCGAGGAAUGGAAGUGUAUUAAGUAUGAGGGAGGACUUCGAUGUGAAAUCCUGAGCUCCGUUGGACCGAUGGAGAUUAGGGUCUUCUUCGAACUUGUGAACAAGAGCCGUAUUGCUGAAGAAUGUGUGAGGAAGGCUAUUGAGGCAAAGAAUGACCAUCGGGAGUCCCACCGCAGGGAGCACAAUCAAGAGUACCCAACAAGGGGUCAAGAGUUUAAGAGAAGAGGAUAUCCACAACGUUUUUUCCAAAGGCAAAAUGACCUUGCGACGAAUAAGAAUUCCCAAGGAAAAGGUAGGGAAAAACAAAUAGUGGCUACUUCGGAUGUUUUGAGCUGUCAGAGAUGUGGAGGUCAUCACCCAAAUAGACCAUGUCGUUAUGGUUCGGGUUUGUGUUACAAUUGUGGAAAGCUAGGACAUUUGGUCAGAGAUUGCCCACACCGGAAGGACCGGGAGACUGCCAGGUCCGAUUUUCGUACCUGA